AUGGCAGCCGAACAUAGCGAAAGAGUUAUCAACCUCUUCGAUUCUUUGUGGUUUGAACAUGAAAUCCUCACCUCCUUAAAAUCAUCAAACUCCCAAACCCAACAAGUCGUUGAAGAGCCUGCGGCGGCUAAUAAUCUUUGCAGAACUCCGACGUUCAUGGUGAGAUCGUUGAGCGAGCAGCGUUUGAGCAGCAAAGAGAGCUUAGAAUCAGAGACCCACUCUCCCAAAUCUGUUCUUUCUGGGUCGCCCAAAGAAUACCUAGGAUUCCCCGAAUCAAACGUAGGAAACGAGGCCAUUUCAUCGGGUUUUAGCCGGAGCAUGAGGAGGAGGAAGAGCAGAAGCAGUAGCCGGAGUUUAUCGGAGCUGGAAUUUGAGGAGGUGAAGGGGUUUAUGGAUCUGGGGUUUGUGUUCUCGGAUGAUCAGGAUAAAGAUCCAACCCUGGUUUCGAUUAUUCCUGGAUUGCAGAGACGGGGAAUUAGAGAAGGUGGUGAUAAGGAUGCGAUGGUGUCGAGGCCUUACCUUUCUGAAGCUUGGAGUGUUAUGGAAGAGCAGAGGAAGCCAUUGAUGAAGACUUGGAGAUUCCCAGCAGCAUCUGGAUGUACUGAAAUGGAAAUCAAAGAUCAGCUCAGGUGUUGGGCACACACGGUUGCUUCCACGGUCGUUAUAUAA
Messenger RNA from Ipomoea nil (Japanese morning glory), 669 nucleotides. RefSeq lists its product as uncharacterized. Bases 1 to 669 code for a protein of 222 amino acids. NCBI's taxonomy places the organism in Eukaryota, Viridiplantae, Streptophyta, Magnoliopsida, Solanales, Convolvulaceae. The transcript has a single exon. The record is from RefSeq and is a predicted model, not a curated record.